Asparagus officinalis (garden asparagus) is the source of this 581-nucleotide messenger RNA. RefSeq names its product serine/threonine-protein phosphatase 7 long form homolog. NCBI's taxonomy places the organism in Eukaryota, Viridiplantae, Streptophyta, Magnoliopsida, Asparagales, Asparagaceae. Bases 39 to 581 code for a protein of 180 amino acids. The transcript is spliced from 2 exons. The record is from RefSeq and is a predicted model, not a curated record. Gene Ontology annotation, biological process: meristem development; meristem maintenance.
AUUAAUGUAUCAUCGUUAUAUGUGCAGAUAUUUCAGUUAUGGAGGCGGGUCCAUUGACACGUGAUGUUCUUUAUGACCAAGAGCGCCACCGAUCCGCGAAGAUAGACGCUGGGGAGGCCCCGAGUAUUACUAUUGUCGAUCAUACCCGUGCACAUUCUAGCUGGGAGUUGACGGAUCCACAGAUACAAUAUUAUGUGCGUCAAGCCGGCUUUUUUGAGUGUUCACAAAUUAAAUGGGUAAGACUUGAUUGGGCACUUUUGACGGCGUUGGUUGAACGAUGGAGGCCCGAGACAAAUACUUUCCAUCUGCGCCAAGGAGAGGCGACGAUUACCUUACAGGAUGUUGGGGUUAUACUUGGCCUCAGAGUAGAUGGUGAUGCAGUGACGGGCACCGAUGGCUUCAACUAUGUCAGGGCGUGUGAAGAAUUGUUGGGUCACUGUCCUACAAUGAAGGGGGGAAAGAUCAAGCUCGGGGUUGGGAACCCCGACCAUUUCGUAAGAGACCUAUUUCGAAAUGGUCGGGGUUCCCAAACCCGACCAUUUUGUCCGUCGUUCAGCCCAGCGCUGGCUGGGCUCUGCUAA